Phacochoerus africanus (Common warthog) is the source of this 1500-nucleotide messenger RNA. It is a transcript of the gene IVL, whose product is annotated as involucrin. Lineage: Eukaryota; Metazoa; Chordata; Mammalia; Artiodactyla; Suidae. The record is from RefSeq and is a predicted model, not a curated record. The transcript has 2 exons. The coding region runs from base 101 to 1144 and encodes 347 amino acids. Gene Ontology annotation, cellular component: cornified envelope. Gene Ontology annotation, biological process: keratinocyte differentiation.
GGUAUAAAGGCGCCCUGGUCCCUGCUUAGCUCAACACACCACUGGAAGCCUCCCCAGCCAUCCAUCCUACUGCGAGCCUGAUUGACCUAAAGCAGCUUCCAUGAUGUCCCAGCAAUACACUCUUCCAGUGACCCUGCCCCCUGCCCUCAGUCAGGAGCCCCUCAAGCCUGUUUCUCCUCCCACUGAUACCCAGCAGGAGCAAGUGAAACAGGCAACUCCGCUGCCUGCUCCAUGCCAGAAGAUGCUCUCAGAGCUCCCAGUGGAGGUCCCCUUGGAGGAUGCGGAGAAACACACAACUCUUGUGAAGGGAGUGCCUGAGCAAGAGUGUGAGCCGCAGCCACAGGAGCCACAGCAGCAGGAACUGCAUGUGGAACAGCAGCAGCAGCAAGAACCACAGGUGCAGGAACUGCAUGUGGAUCAGCAGCAGCAGCAACAAGAGUCACAGGAGCAGGAACUGCAUGUGGAUCAGCAGCAGCAGCAGCAAAAGUCUCAGGAGCAGGAACUGCAUGUGGAUCAGCAGCAGCAGCAACAAGAGUCACAGGAGCAGGAACUGCAUGUGGAUCAGCAGCAGCAGCAAGAGUCACAGGAGCAGGAACUGCAUGUGGAUCAGCAGCAGCAGCAGCAGCAAGAGUCACAGGAGCAGGAACUGCAUGUGGAUCAGCAGCAGCAGCAAGAGUCACAGGAGCAGGAACUGCAUGUGGAUCAGCAGCAGCAGCAGCAGCAAGAGUCACAGGAGCAGGAACUGCAUGUGGAUCAGCAGCAGCAGGAGCUCCAGGUGCAGGAAGUGCAGCAGCAGCAGCAGCAGCAGCAGCAGCAAGAACAGCAGGAGGACCAUCAGAAAGCAGAACACCUGGAGCAGGAGGAAGCACAAAGGGAGCAGCAGCUAAAGGGACAGCUGGAACAGGAGAAGAAGGGCGUGGACCAGCACCUGGAUCAAGAGCUAACAAAGAGAGAUGAACACCUGGAAAAGAAAGGGGAGCAGCUGCUGGAGCAGCAGGAGAAGCCUCUAGAGCCAGCAGAGCAGCAAGAGGGGCAGUUGAAACAGCCUGUGCUUAUUCCAGCUCCUGGCCAGGUCCAGGAGACCCACCCAGUCCAACUGCUGAAGGGAGAAGUUUUGCCCCCUGAGGAAGCAGGACAUAAGUAACCACCUCUGGACAUAAGUAACCACCCCCAGUAUCCCAGAGGUCCCCGGAAAUCCCGCACAAAUGAAGAGAGAGCCAGUGGCCUCACUUACCUCAGGUCCCCAGCCUGGGUGGCCUGCCUCAUCUGUGAACCUGCCUGUCCCUGUCCUUCUGCAUGUCUCUCUGAUAGGGCUUGGGGGAGGGGGAGGGGAGUUAUUGCCCAGCACCCACUCCCAAUGAGCCCAGUCUCAGCCUCAGGUGCCAGAGCCUCUAUACAGGGAGAAAGUGACUAUAGCAACUCUGACUGCAUCCCCAGUGUUAUAGCUGAACCUGUGAGUGUACACAAUAACACAGAAAAUAAAUCCUGGAAAGCCUGGGA